Daphnia pulicaria is the source of this 1058-nucleotide messenger RNA. RefSeq names its product fumarylacetoacetate hydrolase domain-containing protein 2-like. Bases 110 to 976 code for a protein of 288 amino acids. NCBI's taxonomy places the organism in Eukaryota, Metazoa, Arthropoda, Branchiopoda, Diplostraca, Daphniidae. The record is from RefSeq and is a predicted model, not a curated record. The transcript has 5 exons. Gene Ontology annotation, molecular function: hydro-lyase activity.
UCCAUUCGUCGUCUGCUGCGACAACCUCUCUCGUUUACAGCAGAGAAAAAAGUACAAUCUCCCCCCAAAAAAUUUUCUUUUCUUAGUUUCACCUUCCAAGAAAAACAGAAUGCGGUUCAUACAGUUCAGACUGUUGAACGAUUUGACUAAGGUCACCCGAGUUGGACUGCAAAAAACGAACGGCAAAAUAGUGGACCUUAGCAAAGCCUUGCCCAGUAGUCGCUCUCUGAUCGAUGCCUUGACCAAAUUGGGAUCCAAGGGCUUGGUGGACAGAGCCACACAAAAUUUGACUGGUGAUGAAAGAGACUACGACCAAUGUGAGAUAAUGGCUCCCAUCACAUCACCCAGCAAAGUGGCUUGUGUUGGAUUGAAUUACAGAGAUCACUGCGAAGAAACCGGGAAGCCUGUACCAGCAGAACCCAUUUUCUUCAGCAAAUUCCCCAGCUGUAUUGUGGGCCCUUUUGAUGGCAUCCCUUACCCAGAAGUGACCAAGGAAUUGGACUGGGAAGCUGAGUUGGCUGUCAUCAUUGGAAAGCAAGGUAAAAACAUUGAUCCAACUGAGGCAAAGGCCCACAUAUUUGGGUUCACAGUGGCUCACGACGUGACAGCUCGAGAUUGGCAGUUCAACAAAAAUGGAGGGCAGUGGCUUCUUGGAAAAGCCAUGGACGGUUUCUGUCCUUUGGGGCCUUGCAUUGUAACAGCUGACGAGAUCCCGGAUCCUCACAAACUCGCCAUUUCAUGUCGUGUCAAUGGAGAGCUCAAACAGAACAGCUCAACAUCUCAACUUGUUCACGGAGUUUACGAUUGCGUUGCUUGGCUAUCAAAGUUUUGCACAUUGCUGCCCGGUGAUAUUAUUCUUACUGGGACCCCUCCUGGAGUUGGAGCUUUUGCCAAGCCUCCCCUGUUUCUCAAGAAAGGUGACGUCGUGGAAUGCGAAGUGGAAAAAAUCGGAAUCAUUCGUAACCAAAUCAUGUGAUUUCUAUUCAAGUGUGAAGAAGCCGAAAAAUGAAAUAAAUGCCUUUAGAUCCGCUACGUUAAAUAAAAAUUUCGUAGUUUCA